AGCCACAUGCAAACCAAAAGGAUGGAGACGCAGAAAGGGCCCUGAGUAAGCAGAGCGGUCGGUCCACAGAGAGAAUGGAGCAGCCGCGCAGGGAGCAGCGCAGCCGGGAGAGCAUGCAGCUCCGGAGGGAGAGGUGGAGGGAGAGCACAGCCUCCUGAGAGUCUGAUGGCGUCCCAGUUCCCAGCUCCAGCCCCCGUGCGUCCUGCCUGCGCAUCCUUCCCAGUGUUCAAGAAGGCCAGUCCAAAUGGGAAGCUCACCGUCUAUCUGGGGAAGCGGGACUUUGUGGACCACGUUGAACUCGUGGACCCAGUGGACGGCGUGGUCCUGGUGGAUCCUGAGUACCUCAAGGAGAGGAGAGUCUACGUGACCCUGACCUGUGCCUUCCGCUACGGCCGGGAAGACCUGGAUGUCCUGGGCCUGACCUUUCGAAAGGACCUGUUUGUGGCCAACGUGCAGUCCUUCCCGCCGGCCCCCAAGGACAAGAAGCCCCUGACGCGUCUGCAGGAACGCCUCAUCAAGAAGCUGGGCGAGCACGCCUACCCCUUCACCUUUGAGAUCCCUCCCAACCUGCCGUGCUCUGUGACGCUGCAGCCCGGCCCGGAAGACACAGGGAAGGCCUGCGGUGUGGACUAUGAGGUGAAAGCCUUCUGCGCCGAGAACCUGGAGGAGAAGAUCCAUAAGCGGAAUUCCGUGCGCCUGGUCAUCAGGAAGGUGCAGUAUGCCCCGGAGAGGCCCGGCCCCCAGCCCACAGCAGAGACCACGCGCCAGUUCCUCAUGUCCGACAAGCCCUUGCACCUGGAGGCCUCGCUGGAUAAGGAGAUCUAUUACCAUGGAGAGCCCAUCAGCGUCAAUGUGCACGUCACCAACAACACCAACAAGACCGUGAAGAAGAUCAAGAUUUCGGUUCGCCAGUACGCAGACAUCUGCCUGUUCAACACAGCCCAGUACAAGUGCCCGGUGGCCAUGGAGGAGGCUGACGACACCGUGGCCCCCAGCUCGACGUUCUGCAAGGUCUACACGCUGACCCCCUUCCUGGCCAACAACCGAGAGAAGCGGGGCCUCGCCCUGGAUGGGAAGCUGAAACACGAGGACACCAACCUGGCCUCCAGCACCCUGCUGAGGGAAGGGGCCAACCGGGAGAUCCUGGGCAUCAUUGUCUCCUACAAGGUGAAAGUGAAGCUGGUGGUGUCUCGAGGCGGCCUGUUGGGAGAUCUAGCAUCCAGCGAUGUGGCCGUGGAACUGCCCUUCACCCUGAUGCACCCCAAGCCCAAAGAGGAAGCCCCGCAUCGGGAAGUUCCAGAGAAUGAGGCGCCGGUAGAUACCAAUCUCAUAGAACUUGACGCCAACAACCCGCUUGCCUGCAUGUGACUUGAAGGACCCUCGUGCCUCUUCCUCCUGCCUUGGUUGGGUCUGUCUUCCUUCCUCGUCCUUGCACGUCCGUCAGUCCGUCCACCGCGUCUCCCCGGCCCACACCCGGCUGGCUAGAAGCCCUGGGCUCCGACUCUCCUGCCCCGCCCACCUCAACCGCUGGAUUCAGGCUGUGGGGUGGGGGGAGAUGGGGGGGAUGCUUCGUGGAUUUCCCGGUGGCCAAAACUCCCCACAUGGAGACAGUGGCCUGAGCGGAGGCUUCACCCUUGGCUUCAGGAGCCACCUGCAGGGCCACGUGGGUUUCUCCCUCCAGUGCCAAAGUCCCCGGUCCUCCAAGAGAGACCCCGGGGUGUGACGGUGCCCUGUGGGGUUGGCUGAAUUCCAUGGGGUGGAGGACUGGAGAUGUCUAGGGGGGCGGGGUCCAAGUGGCACUGAGACCCCACCCAGGAACCCCCUUCCCCCACCCCACCCCCUCGGCUUCCCUAUCAGAUAGCUCUCCCAUCCAGGAUGCCACUGGGCAGAAUAGGAACUCCCCCUUCCUGGGAGAAAGGACCUCGUGGUUCAUCCUUCCAUGAAGCCAUCCCUUCCUUCUUGUCCGGGAUCAUGAGUGCUUCCCAUGGAGCAGUGCUUGGCGGGUUGGGGAGCUUGGGCCCCAGCUGUGAAGGUGCUGGUAGCUGGCCUUUCAAUGAGGACAACUUCUUCUCUGGCCCUCAGCCGUGCAUGCACGCAGACCCAUGCUGCUGCGCCCCCUCCCCAGAAUCCCUUCCCUUCCCAGACCUCAAGCGCAGUUAGUUCAAGCACAUCACUGUCGCUCCCACAACUGGUGUGCAGGCCCCACAGACCUUCCUGCCCAGGGCCAGCCCUAGCGGCCACAGGCCUGGAAGAGGGUGGCUCCCUCGUAGGCUGAAAGCGGGUGAGCCAGGCUCAGUCACGUUGGCCCAGGCCAGCCCCUACCCCCUGCCAACAUACGGACUGUCCCUGCCCCUGCAAACAGCCUCCCCCACCGUUUUCCUUCUCUUCC
Molecule: messenger RNA, 2389 nt
Organism: Echinops telfairi (small Madagascar hedgehog)
Lineage: Eukaryota; Metazoa; Chordata; Mammalia; Afrosoricida; Tenrecidae
Gene: ARRB1
Product: arrestin beta 1
Exons: 16
Coding region: 166-1368 (400 amino acids)
Biological process (GO): visual perception; G protein-coupled receptor internalization; signal transduction
Molecular function (GO): G protein-coupled receptor binding
Source: RefSeq, a predicted model, not a curated record